Messenger RNA from Priapulus caudatus, 7519 nucleotides. RefSeq names its product thyroid adenoma-associated protein homolog. The transcript has 25 exons. The record is from RefSeq and is a predicted model, not a curated record. Lineage: Eukaryota; Metazoa; Priapulida; Priapulimorpha; Priapulimorphida; Priapulidae. The coding region runs from base 59 to 6310 and encodes 2083 amino acids. Gene Ontology annotation, cellular component: cytosol. Gene Ontology annotation, biological process: tRNA methylation.
UGGCGGCAGAUACAACGCUCGUAAAUUACCGUCGUUAAAAAUAUUGCAUAGCUGAGAAAUGGGGAUUAAAAAGAAUCAACCUUUUGUAAAUUCGUUCUUAGUAGUUGGUGAGAAAACAAGACAAGCAAUCAAUGGUCUUUGCACUGUUGAGGAAAAAUCUGCUGGCAGCAUCUGGGAUCUACUGUUGGAGUGUCUGGGAUCAUCUGAUGGUUUGGAACAUGUAUCUUUAAUCAAGGAGGUGGAUAAAAAACUGAGAUGUACCAGUGAAGAGGAUUGUUUCCAGACUGAAACUCAUGCAGACAUUUGCCUUCAAGCACUGGCAGAAAUAUAUUGUAACUGUGGAUCCAGCAGAGUGGCAUUGAGAAGAACCCUGAUAAGUCUAAUUCAAGGUUUACCAAGGUCCAUUUUCGAACGUGCUCGAGAGCUGCUGGGGAAACAUCUACUCUGUUGUCUAACAGUGUGCUCCGAAACUAAUAAAUGCUCUCAUGGCUUGGACUUGGUUGUCAGCUGCACGGAGAAUGGAAACAAGAUUGGAGAGCAGUGUUUGGCUGACAACUUAUGUGAUGUUCUGCAGUGGUUAUCGAGUGGCCUGCGAGUGUUCCUGCAGAACAUGGGCUCUGAUGCCACCCCUAUGAUGCAAACAGAGGCAGCCCACUCAUGGCAGGUAUCACUGAAGGUAUCUAUCCACAUCGUCCAGAAACUAUGCCAGGCCAGCGAAGCCCCCACUGUCCAAGGUCAAGAAAGCGGAAGAUCAGGAAACACUAUGCAACCCUCUUAUGUGAUCAGAACUGGUCACAUUUCAGCAGUAAUCGGAGAGAUGCGAGAUACAAUUGUGACAGUUCUGAAUCAGAGUUGUUAUCUACUAGACAGCCACAUCAUGUGUGGAAUGGCGCUGCCAGUGUUUCUAAGGGUCCUCGUCACGGAAGCCUCGUUUCCCACACUUGUCACAGACACACUGCAGAGUUUCUAUAGCGAGAAUUCUGAGGUUGGAGAACCCUCUAAGCAAAACAGCCAGCACACUACCACGGAAGUUUCUGCCAUUGGAAAGCUGUUUCAGGUGUACUCCAAAGUGCCGCAGCUUGCUAUAUGCAAUGGCUUCAUUGCACAGCUGACGUGUGAUGAGCUCAUGCAUCAGCCUCUCCAACAGCAAUGGCUCCUUACUCUUCUGUUCAGCCACAUCAUUCGACUUGACAGUUGUCUGACAGAUUUGAUAGCAAAGACAGCUGUUUCCAGAGCUCUAGUCACCUGGACUCAGAGGGCGGUAGAGUGUACCUCACGACUUGAGUACCAUGAUGAGCUUAGCAGUGUCCUGCGUGGGGGUAAUGCCAUCAGUGAUAGUCUACUUCAAUAUGUGUGGACAAACUGGGAGAGUCCUAUGGACUUGGUGCGCUACAAUGCUCAACUGGUGUUUAGGGGAACAGUGCAGUUGCACUUGGCUUCUGCUGACGAAGAUGCAGAGCAGAGUGUCUUCCUUCUGCAGCUUGCACGGGAUUUGCUAGCCAUGCCAUGGCACAUUCCUGCUAAGUACCGACCACUCGGUUGUGUCGUGGAACACAUCGGAGCAGAGGCGACUCUCACACUGUGCCCUGGGAUCGCAAAUGAGCUGCUCAACUGUGUGGGUGAACUCCAGCUAGCACCCUUUGUGAGUGAACUGCUAGAAACACUGUUCACAAGUCACAAGGAGCAGAUGCAGAUGGAUAAGGAGAAAGAGCGAUGGGAGCAGGCAUGGGUUGUGCCAGUAUUUAAUGUUAUUUGUACUGGCACCAAGAAACAGAGAGCUGCCACUGUAGAGCAUUUGCUUUGUAAGCUGCUGAAAUGUUACCCUCGAUCCUUGCGUGUAAUAAUGGAUCAGCUUGCCAAAGACGAUCAUAGGAAUAAAUCGAAUUAUCUAGCAGCACUCAUUACCUGCCUCAGAGCGUCUAGGAGCAUGGGCUUACUGAAGGUAGAUAGCGAUGCUACAGGUGAUGCAAGCACGUGGAAUGGCAUCAUACAGGUUUCGACGUUGCGGGCAGCACUCUGCCACAGGGAUGCACAUCUGCGCACUGACGCCUUAGCUUUGCUCACCGACAGCCCAAAGACUACCGAGUCAUUCACAGCUACAGACUUCUCACUGAUCAAGUGUUUUUUGACCUACAAUCUUAACAACCAAGCUGCUGCUGUCAGACAGGAGAUAUCUGCUCAUGUGAAAAAGUUGCUUUACAGGAUGGUGGACAGCGGCCGGUGUUUGAAGAGGCAAGUGAGACAGAUGAAAUCAAACGACAGCCAGCGUGCAGCGAAACAACUCGAGCAGUACCGAAGCUUUCUCCAGUGGCUUUGCAACCUUCUCUUUGCGAGCCUUGUGCCAAGUUGUUCUUUCGCACGCAGAAACACUGCACUGCAGAGCCUCUCACUUGUGCAUGCCAUUAUCGGCUUCUUCUCAGGAAACACCCUCCUCCUCCCUCAACCAACGUCUAAUGAAGAGUGCAGUGGCCCUCAGCCUGUUGUUGGUUGCACAGCUAUUCCUACUCGGUCCUAUCCCAACCAGUUUCCUUUGGGAGUUUUGUGUCCAUCUAACAUACAGACACUAUUGCAAUGCAUUUCGGACAGCUACGACGUGAACAAGAGUCUUGUUUUCAACUUACUGGUGGAUUUCAGCGACAGUCUUCUUGGGUUUGAUGAUGAAGCUAGACUGAGGGACUUCUUGGUGGAGGCACUGCAGUUGGCGGGUGGAAACAGACCGUCAGGUACGGUGACAGCUAGCUAUAUUCUACGUCUGCUGGUGUGCCAGCCAAGGUUGUGUGACGUGAUCUAUGGAUUGCAUGCUCCUGCAGCAAUAACAAAAGUGGCAGGUGAGGCAAAGCCUGCAGACUGUGAGGUGCACACUUGCUGCUCAGAUGUGCUCAAAGAGAAGCGCUUCCUUUCAUUGAUUACACUUCUGCUGAAUCGACUGGCAACUCACGUUGAAGUAGCAAGGAAAAGUUUACUCCACGCAGCCAUUAGCCAUCCAAUCUAUGGCAUUAUUCUUUGCAUAAGGCAGGUAUUGGGAGAUGUUAACUUCAAGAAAUUAAAAGAUUUAGAUGUCUGGAGGAAACUCAUCAAAGACCUUAUUGAACAGUGCUUCACCAUAGCUCAGCUCGUAUCUCCUGUCAUCACAAACGACUCUCCAGAAGGCCACCUGCCCAUGGAUAUAGACGAUACAGUGUCACUAAUGCAGCUAGUCACUGACAUGCAAUCUGUCCAUGUGGCAAGCCCAGAAGCUCAGCAGAUGAAUGAUAACCCACAGAGAGAUGGAGGCCCUGCGAGUGACACUGCUAAGACUGGUGGUGUUACUAGCAGUGAAGGGCCACAGACGAUGGUUGUCACUCCGCAAAUGUUGUUGAUCUGCAGCUGGAGAAGCAUGAAGGAGAUCUCUCUCCUCCUCGGUCAGAUUGUACGCAUGCUGCCUGUGGUGGAGAAGCAUGACGCACCCUGUCUGCUGACUGUGCAACAGGUUAAACAAAUUGGGGAUUAUUUCACCAGCCAGUUGAUGGAGUCCCGUCACCGGGGCGCAUUUGAGGUUGCCUACGAAGGAUUUUCUCAACUGUGUAAUAUGCUAUGGAGAUGUCCAGUGGCUGGUCUGCACAGCUUGCCUGAUACCUGGCUAACAGAACUGCUUGCUGAUAUUCAGUCUAACAGUCUUGUAUCAAAACUGUGCUCUACAAGGCGGAGUGCGGGGCUGCCUUUCCUUAUGCAGGCACUGGUCAGUACGGAGCCAGUCGCUACAAGACAUCUGUGCUUCAAGCGCACGAUGACACAGUUGCUGGCCAUGACCCUACCUGCAGGCUACUCAUCAACAAACAGCUCCGAAUACUGGAACACCACGGCGCACGUGCAUUCACUGAACAUUCUGCGAGCGCUGUUCCGUAGCAUGCAGCUGGGAGAGCAGGUGCUUUCCUAUGCCGACGAUGGUCUCAUCGCAGCCUUGCUAGGCGGGCAGUCCAAUAGCUGGAGUGUGAGGAACUCGGCUACCAUGCUCUUCAGCACCUUGAUAACGAGGAUAUUCGGAGUGAAGCGCACGAAGGAUGAGACGUCGCGCAAGAACUGUCUGACUGGUCGUGUGUUCUUUACACGCUUCCCAAAGCUGUACACGUUCCUACAGGAGAAGCUUGGUGAAUGCACAGCAGGCAUAGACAGCUCCGGGAGACUGAACCUACAACCAGCACUCUACCCACUGCUGAUGGUUAUCUCCAGACUGUACCCUUCUCCGCUCCAAGGUAUCGACACAAGUCUGAGCCUAGCAGUUUUCAUCCCACUAGUCAGGCGCUGUGCGUACAGCUCUGUGUUGAAGAUGAGGGAGAUGGCUGCAAGAGCCUUGGUGCCACUCAUCACCGUUGACAUCUGCCAGCCGACGUUCACGGAGCUCCUGGUCACGCUCCCAGCGCAGCCGUACGUGAUGUCACAGAACUUCGUUCAUGGCACCCUGCUGCAACUCAGCUUUCUGGUGCGCCACUCAGCAGAGCAGAGGAUACAUCUGCCAUCGGGAAUCUUCAGCGGACUCCAGCGUGUCUUCUGGCUGGCCACUAGAGCGAAUGCGUGUCUGGUGACACGUACCACUUAUCUCGAAGUUGUGCGAGAUGUUCUCACUUAUGACCUUGUCGCCGAUCACCAGGCUGUUGCGCUCCAUAAACAGGAGCUCAGAGAUGCCACGGAGCAGCUGGUGUUUGUUGAGUUGGAAUCCCACGGCAGCUGCCUGCCGAACACACCCAUGCUGUUGAGCUUUUAUACUACAAUCACUGACCUCUGCUGGAUGCUGGGCGUAAACCAGGCAUCUGCUGCCUCGGAUGCGCUUGGUGUAGGUGGCGUUGCUAUGACAACGCAGCAUCCGGGGUUGAAAAACGAGUUAGACAUAGUUGACCGUCUCCUUGGAUCGCCUUUCUACGAGGUUCGCUUGCACGUAUUGAGGAAACUCAGGGCUGUGGUUGACAGUGGGGAGACAGCAUUGGGAGAAGCUGGUUGCGAGGUGGUGUUCGAGCAUGCCUGUGUUAGAGAGGAGCCGAGCAGUACAUUGAAGGCAACUCUGCUGCACUCGGAUACAGUGAGGAACAGACUAGUGCAGCUGGCUCGGAUGGAAACCAACCAUGCAUGCAUCAUUGAGGUGUAUUAUCUGCUGGCAGUGUUUCCAGUAGAAUCUUCAUUUGCCUGGCUACACGAUGGUUUGCAACUGUCCGUCACCGAGGUAAUGCAUGUAGUGAUGGAGCGAGGGAAAACAGCUCAGCUCGAUGGUGUCCGCUCGGCAUUGCUCUGCUUUACCGCUGUGCUCAUGCCACUGCUGUGUGCUCAGCCACCUAAGUGUGAGCUGUUACAGGAGUGGGUGGAUUGGGUGUGUGACUGCUCACACCCAGAGCAGAGUAUCACCUGCCGCAUGCAAGUCGCCAGACUGCUGGUCAACUGGACGGUGUUGCUAUUGUUGGACCCACACCAUGUAUUAGGGUCACUGUCAUUUAAGUUAUGGCACUGUGCUGCAAUCCUUCUGCAAGACGAUGACGUUUCUGUAAAGAGCACAGCUGCGGAUCUCAUCUACCACCUACCAGCUUUGUCUUCUGCUAACCAUGAGUUGUCACAGAGAGUGCAGCCACAGAAGGCACUAGACAUGCUACUCGAUGUCAUGAUAUUACACUGGUCGGACAGAGACCUACCAGGUUGCAUACACACACUCCUGCAGUGGCUCAAUGCGGAACCAGAACAACAGCAGGAUGACGAGGACCGUGUAUUCGAGAGUAGCGAUGUAAACAUGUACAUGGAGCAUUUUACAUUUAUCGACCUCAUUCUCAACAAGCUGGAGACUGUCAUCACGUUGCCAGCAUCUUCAAUCAUGUCUGACCACAGCACAUCUAGUUCCACCGAGUCCUAUCCAACAGACGCUGUUCACACCAGCAUAUCGUUUGCUUCUCCUGAAGGAGACUCGGUAUCAACUAGUCCAGCAAGAGCGUCGACAUUGUGUUCCUCUCACAGUGAUGCAUCCAUUCAUGUUGCGAAGACUUGUCUAAGACAGGUUUCCACAGAAGAUAUUUGUCUAGUCCUGGGAAAACUGCAGGAGCUCUCCCGGUUGCCUGCGUCUUCGUUCCUGCCCAGCAUGCAUGGGGGAGGCAACCCACGACUGCUGCCUCUAUAUAAAUACAGCCGGGUACUGUUGCUGCUGAUGAAGGCUGGGCUAGUUGAGGGUAGAAACAAUUCUCAAGUUGUGGAGUGCUGUGGCAAACUGUUGACGGUUAUAGCGGGGAUACGUUUCCAGUGCUUUCUGUCGCUGCGCGUAGCAGAGACGCUGCACGAUAUCUUGCAACUGACUCGAUGAUAAGUUUUGCAGGGGCUGCAGUUACUCUGCAUGUCUCGCACUGAAUGUGAACGAUUGAGAAUGCACUCAAGAUCGAGUUAAAAAGUCUUGAUAUGUGCAGACAUUGCAUAUGCUGUGGUGCUAUGUUGGGUAUGUGCUGACAUUAUAUAGACAUGGAUUGCUCCCAUGCAAGAGAGUACUGAUUAUGGAAGCCUGGUAAUCUAGAAUAUUAGUUCUUUCUUACCCAUCAUAGUAUAGUGAAUUUGCCUAUCCUGAUGCUUGGUUUGGCAUCAAGUGAUAGAUUGCUAGUGAGUGGACUCUGCGUAGGCUUAGGAAUAAUGCUGUAUAUGUGUUGACACUAUUAGCUGAAUAAUGAUCUUGGAUAUCCUAUAAAUUUUUAAGAUGAUUGAUGAUGCGUUUGGUUAUAAUUUAAUAUUUAAUUCCAUGUGUUGCUUUGUGCAAGAUAUCAAAAUAUCAAGCUGUCUCCGGGAAAAAUUAUUGCAAUAUCAGAGUUAUAACUAGAAAUGGUUUCGAGAUAUAUUUCUAGUAUUUCUAUUUGUAACAAAACUAUAGAGAAAACAGCCGAACGUAUGAAUAAGUAAAUUUCAUAAUCACUUGCCACUUCUAUGCAGUAGAAGUGGUUAUAUGCUGCUACUGCUGCUUGAGCCGCAUUUGGUAUAGUAGGUCGUAACUAAGAAAUUAAUUAACUAGUCUUAAUAGUCUUGCAUUUAGUUUGUUGUUAUAAAUAACAUCGUGUGUAAACAACUUGCCUAAGGUAUGUCAAAUUAUGCAUGAUGUAGUCAGUUUUUAUCAAAUUAUCAAGUUAUUUCUCUAGAUUUUCCUGUUAUAGAAAUGUCUUAUGGGUGACCAAUUAGGAAAAUGUUUUGGAAACAAUUCCAAUAUUAAAUCCAUAAAACAUUAGGUCCAUAAAAUAAUUAUGAAAAGGAUAAUUGGUUUGUCAAAAGACUGGUAUAUUUGUGUGUUUAAUAGUGUGCUCAUGGUUUUUGGUUUAUUCAUUGGUUUUGAAGUGCAUGGUUGUUAUUGCCUGUGUCCAAGUAUUUAAUCGUCAAGCAAGAGAAUGCCUUACUUUGACACACUUUCUAAUAUGAGCAAUGUGUAUGCGGAGGAUGGAUUGAUACUUGAAUGUAUGAUUGUAUGAUAAGUAAAUAGUGUGGAUUAGGUGCAUAUAUAAAAUGGAUUGGUUUUGGUCUUAUUCUAAUGUGGACAAAU